Messenger RNA from Gymnodraco acuticeps, 2107 nucleotides. RefSeq lists its product as uncharacterized. The record is from RefSeq and is a predicted model, not a curated record. The transcript has 10 exons. Lineage: Eukaryota; Metazoa; Chordata; Actinopteri; Perciformes; Bathydraconidae. The coding region runs from base 616 to 1491 and encodes 291 amino acids.
AAGACACGGUCUGUGGGAACACAGACAGUGGAAUGUAAAGUGUCCGCCAUUUCUGUUGCUACACAGUUGGCCCGGGGAACACUGAAAUCGGCACAUGUGAGAAGCAAAGGCAUCCAGGCCACGGUGUCUUUCAAAAGUGUUGGCACUAAAACUUCCACCGACACAGAAAUCCCCUUGUCCUCUACACCAAUAAAGGGCCCAGGAUUGGGACCUAGCAAGAGACCUCGACUAGAGUUGGAGCAGGAACAAGGAGAGACUUCGAUUGAAUUUGAAGAGACUCUGGAUUCGAGUUACCACCCUGAUGAUACUGUAGAAGAAUCUGACGUAUCACUUCAGACACGAUCCACGCACAGUGACGCAAAGUACAUUGUGUUUGAAAGCUGCUUCGGACAGCUGUUUGAAAAAUGUCCGUUUUGUAAGACAGACUGUGAUGUCCAAAAACGAAAAAAUGGGACUUUUGUGGCGUUCAAACAGCGUUGUCCAAACUGCACUUACUUCAGACAAUGGGAGAGCCAGCCCAUCAUUGGAAGUACCCCGGUUGGCAACUUACAAUUAUCUGCUGCUACAUACUUCACUGGUGCUUCCUUCUUCCAACUAAAAAAGAUAUGCAGAGCCAUGCAGCUGGAGAUCUUCCAGUAUGAGACCUUCAGGAGGCAUGCUAGGCAUUAUCUGGAGCCUGCUAUUAUCCACAAGUGGAAAACUGAUCAGCUGAAGAUUUUCCAGCAACUACACCACCAGGGGGGAAAGGUCACAGUUGCAGGAGAUAUGAGAGCAGACUCUCCAGGCCACUCAGCUAAGUUUGGGAGCUACACACUAAUGCACCUGGGAAGCAACACCAUUGUGGACUUCCAGCUUGUUCAGAGCAAUGAAGUAGGUGGUAGUUACCACAUGGAAAAGGAGGGACUCAAAAGAUGCCUAGAUCAUCUGGAGUCAAACGAUUUGGCGGUUGAGUACAUUGUGACUGACCGUCAUCCACAGAUCCAGAAGUUUCUGAGGGAACGCAACAUAGAACAAUUCUAUGAUGUCUGGCACUUUGAAAAAGGUUUGUCCAAGAAACUUGUGAAACUUUCACAGAACAAGGACUGCAAGUUGUUGAAGAGGUGGCUGCAGAGCAUAAAAAACCAUGUGUACUGGAGUGCGACGAGUACAACCUCGGGGCCGGAUAAGGUGGCAAGGUGGACGUCAGUGGUCAACCACCUACAAAACAUCCACGUGCAUGACGACCCCUUAUUCCCCAAGUGUGAACAUCCUGAAAGAGCCACAACGGAUGAAAAUAAAUGGCUAAAACCUGAUUCAAUAACACUCCACAAAGUUGAGAAAAUACUCAACAACAAGAGAGUUCUCAAAGAUGUGCAAAAGCUAAGCCAUCACUACCAGACCUCAUCCCUGGAGUCGUUCCACAGCUUGAUUCUGCGUUUUGCCCCCAACAAUGUGGUUUUUCCCUUCAUGGGAAUGUUGUGCAGCAGCCAUGCAUCACAACGAGAAUGCUGACCGUGAGCAAGACACAACAGCUGCAGGACUACCUGUGUACAGAUUGGCCUAUCCAAAAUCAAGGAGGGGAGAAUGCACAGCAAAGCCUGUAAAGAAGGAGCCUACAUACAUGUACGUGGGUGAGCUGAUGAGGCUGGUGUUUGAAGAAGUCUUUGAGGACCCAACACCCUUUGUGGAGGAGAUGAAUAAAAUCAACAUCCCAAAGGACCUGUCCACUCAAUUUGACAGGCCCUCAAAGGAGGAAGUGGUAGCCCGCCAUGUCUCACGUUUUAGUCUAGGGGCGGUCGGAAGCCCACGUACUGUCCAGCCAGAUCAGGGAACUCCUGGCGUAUCCGGCGGACCACACACGACGGGAUGACCACUCUGAUUCCUCGUCCCAAAAAGCCCCAGCACCAGCUUACGAAGCUGCGAUAGGCCAGAUGCCUAAAACGCCUAUAAGAGGAGGAAUGGAUGAUAACAUAUAUGUGCUGUCCUGUUUUUCACCCUUACCCUCUGGCUGCUUGAACAACUGAAUUUCCCCACAGGGAUUAAUAAAGGUCCAUCUUAUCUCAUACAGUGUAUAUAUACACAUGAUCAAUUUGUACAUUUAUCAAAAUAAAGUUUGAUGGAACUACUU